AUGGACCCUUAUCUCUUAUGGUUAGCUGGCAAAGAGCAGGAAGGACAUGCAGACAUUAUUCCAAUUGAAGACCCAGCAACAGGAGAAAUAUUCGCCAAAUGCCACGCCGCCUCUCCUGAGGACGUAGAGAUCGCCAUCUCCUCCGCCCAUGCCGCAUACAAGUCCGGCAUAUGGUCGCGAGCGAGUCGCCAUCAUCGCGCAGAUGUACUCGAGAAAUGCGCAGCACUCCUUUCUAACGCACUCCCAGAAUUCAUAGCACUCGAGUCGAAACAAACAGGUCGAGUUAUUCGAGAGAUGAACGCUCAGGUCCCAUCGUUGACGAGAUGGUUCAAGUAUUAUGCGUCGUUACUCCGUGUUGAGGAGCGCUCUGUUCUUCCGACAAUGGGGAAACUGCAUAACUUUGUCGAUCGCGUUCCUUUGGGUGUUGUGGUUCAGAUUACGCCGUUUAAUCAUCCGCUGCUGAUCGCCGUGAAGAAGUUGGCUCCUGCGCUAGCCGCUGGGAAUAGUGUUGUUAUUAAGCCUAGUGAGCUGACGCCGUUGACUACUUUGUUGCUUGGGAAGAUCCUUGGUCAGGCGGGCAUUCCUGAUGGGGUGUUGAGCGUGUUACCUGGAUAUGGUGCUAUUACUGGUAAAGCGCUCGUUGAGCAUCCCCUGGUCAGAAAGGUGGAUGUUACUGGUGGUACCGAGGCUGGUAAAGCAAUCGGGAAGAUUAUAGGAGGAAACUUGACCAAAUACACAGCAGAGCUAGGGGGCAAGGCGCCUCUGAUUGUGUUUAAGGAUGCCAACAUCGACGCAGCGGUUAACGGGAUUGCCUUUGGAAGUUUCAUUGCCAGUGGCCAGACUUGUGUUGCUAGCACCAGAAUUAUUGUGCAGAACAACAUCAUGAGUGAAGUUCUGGGGAAGCUCACGACUAAGAUUGCGGGAAUUACACGACGCAUGGGGGCUCCAAGCAACCCAGAGUCAAUGAUGGGCCCUCUAAUCUCCGAAAAACAAUUGCGGCAUGUCGAAAAGCUAGUCAAGGAUGCUCUAAGUGGACGCAAUGCAUUUUCGCUUGCCGGAGGAAAGCGCAUGACUGGUCGAAGCCCACUUGACGGAUUCAACUUCGACAAGGGAUACUACUAUGAGCCAACUUUGCUAGUGUCUGAUCAGGGCAACAACAGCAUUGUGAACACCUCUAUCUGGCGCGAAGAAGCCUUUGGCCCCGUAAUUGUCGUGGCUGGUUUCGACACCGAAGAACAAGCUAUCGCCCUGGCAAACGACACCGAGUUUGGAUUGGGAGCUGGUAUAUGGACAACCAACCUCUCCCAAUCGUUCCGAGUGUCAGAACAGAUUGCUGCUGGAAUCACUUGGGUAAAUACCCAUCACCGCAAUGACCCUAGCAGUCCCUGGGGCGGUGCAACCAGUGCAAGCGGAGUGGGAAGUGAGAAUGGCAUUGAGGCUUAUCAUGCGUAUACUACGACUAAAAGUGUCAUCAUCAAUUAUGCUGAUCCAGAGGAGUCUCUGGCUAUGGAUGACUGGUUUGGAGAUGGCGCACAGAAGGUAUCGCCCUACAAUCUAUGGAGUGUCCGCGCUCUGCGCGCUGUCUCCCUCUUGGCACUGGGACUUAGUUUCAUCUGGUGGACUUUGCUCUUAGUAUCUAUCUUUGUCAGUCCGCCGGUGAUUCACCCGCGAGGGUCGGGUUUCUUCGCGUUUUCAUAUACGACGCUAGCGACUGGAUACCUAGUCCUGGGACUGCUAUUCUUCGCGGUACCCUCCAAGCCGAUGACCAUCUGGGGUAUCUUUAUCGUCGCGCUUCUUCUGGUGGAUACGUGCAUUAUCCUGGGCGUGGCGCGGAUCCGUCUUGAAGAAGGCUGGGUUGGGAUUGCCUCUGUCGUCUGGGUGGUUAUAAUCUCUAUCUGGCAAGUUCUUUUGAAUCGUGCUGUCGCUUGGGGGAAGAAGGAAGAGGAGGAGCGUUUGACUGGUCGGGAGGAGACUCGUCGCUCGCUUUUGGAGUGGAUGGCUGUCCUUGCUGAGACGGUAUUGCUUGUUGUCAUGGCUAUCGCAGUCGUUUUAUUCACGUCUACGCUUAUCAUUCGUGCGCGUGACGUUUCUGUGCCUCCUCCGGGUGAGCGAUAUCUGGUUCAUGGUGAUUUAUACCAAGUGCAUCUUGCCUGUGUUGGAAACAAGACUGCCGAUGACAACUCGUCGACGAUUCUCCUCGAAGGUGGCACUGGACCCGUCGAACAUACACUGCAGCCAUUUAUGGACGAUUUGUACCGCCGUGGCUCUAUUGACCGGUAUUGUUACUGGGAUAGACCAGGGUUCGCAUGGUCCGACAAUGCACCCUCUCCACAUUCAGCAGGGAUGUCGGCAGAUGUGCUAGCAGAGGCACUGGCUCUCGCAGACGAGACUGGUCCCUGGGUAGUUGUCUCCGCGGGUGUUGGAAGCCUCUAUUCCAGGCUGUUUGCCAGUCGUAACCUGCUUGAAGUCCGCGGUAUCUUCAUGAUUGACCCGCUUCACGAGGAAUACUUGAGUGACCUCGGGAAACCAGGUCGUGGCUUUGUGCUCUGGUUCCGCGGUAUUCUGUCUCCGCUUGGACUGGACCGACUUGCUGGAGCCUUGUUCCGGGGUCGUACUCGUCAGGACCGAAUUGCAGGACGUUCGGCGUAUCAGUCUGGCAAGUUCAUCAAGGCAAAACUGCAAGAGAACCUCGUUGCGGUUACUAUGACUGCGGCUGAGGUGCAGUCUGCUCGUCAUGUUCAGAUGGGACAUGUUCCGGUUGUCGUUGUGAGCUCUGGUCAAGAGGUUCGCAAGGAUUCCCGUUGGGCAGAUCGACAAGAGGAUCUGUCUCAUAUCACAGAUAAUCUCUAUUCCUGGGAUGUUGUCGCCGAUGCGCCACACGAAGUAUGGAUGGAUGGUGAAGGGCGGGUGAUGAUCGAGAAGCGGUUGAAGGAACUUGUUGAAGCAGGGCAGUCAUUUGGGCCAUAA
Messenger RNA from Penicillium arizonense, 2967 nucleotides. RefSeq lists its product as uncharacterized. The transcript is spliced from 4 exons. The record is from RefSeq and is a predicted model, not a curated record. Gene Ontology annotation, molecular function: aldehyde dehydrogenase (NAD+) activity. Bases 1 to 2967 code for a protein of 988 amino acids. NCBI's taxonomy places the organism in Eukaryota, Fungi, Ascomycota, Eurotiomycetes, Eurotiales, Aspergillaceae.